Molecule: messenger RNA, 2037 nt
Organism: Pseudo-nitzschia multistriata
Lineage: Eukaryota; Bacillariophyta; Bacillariophyceae; Bacillariales; Bacillariaceae
Source: the annotation of a GenBank genome assembly
UCAUAAAUUUGGAAAAAACAAGAGAUUUAUAUCAGAGAAAGAAACACGUUCAUCAGUCUUACAGGUCUACAAGAUCACAGUAAUAGAUCCCAUAGAAUAAAAGGAACGCAUCAUAAWCAACAUUGCACUACUUUUUAUUGCUUUGGGCCCACAUUGUUGUGAACAUCGAAAGCCAUGGCAUCGUAUGCCUUCUCASGGGAUGGGGAGUACCUCCGAAAACUUUCAAAUGGAAAAWUUCARAAUCAAUUUCGGGGUAAUGGCCCCUUCGUAGAUGCAACCGAAACCUUUUACUCUGAAUUCAGUUUGGCGUGGAGAUUCUUGGGAUUUUACACGGAUUGCGACGUCUGCRUCGAGGGUGCUGGCGAUGAAGACAAUGGAGAUGACGACGCAAAUAAAGCCGAAGAAGACGGYGGAGACGAAAAUUUCGUCUCUUCUUCUGGGUGCUURGAGAAUGGCGAAGAUCGCACAGUCUGUCGCCGAUACGCCCUCUGGGCGGCCUAUAUUGACCAGGCCUAUGAGGGAGAUGGUGCKAGCGAAUACCAAYACUUUGACCACCGGACGAAACGCUGGGACCGAUCAGCCUGUAAUAGUAGUGAAGGACGCUGCGCGAAACUAGACUGCCACAAUCCUUCAAGCAAGAACUUCAAACUGAUCGGAGUCUUCAAGGAUCCAAAAAUARRUGMCUUCAUCGAUAAUGUGAUUGACUAUCAGGGAGAUUGCGUUUGGAGUGAUGACGAAUACAAAUUCAUGAAAGCAAUGACCUCSAGCUACAAUGAAAAAAACGACGAAAACAAUGACUACACACUCAACUUCUCUGGGCCACCCACAACAUGUACACCAUAUCAAGUGAAAGGAGARGACGGAAUUACUUACUCUGGUUAUUAUGAUGCUAUCCCCAUUUCGAAGGGAAACAUGGGCMUCGCACUCUACACUGAUUCUGAAUGCACAGAGUCGUAUGCAGGCAAGACGCAUUCYGUUGAAGACGUUAUGGCACGGUCCAUGGGUAGCACGAGUAGUGUGAUUGAAAGGAAACUCAARUCUUGGAAUGAGGCAAUGGAUGCCUUGAAAGUUUGCCAACCUUGUGUGGCCUACAGCACUUUGGGUAACAGUUCAAUGCAACCCUACAAUGCAAACGGAGAUCGGUAUUCGAUAGACAACGAGAACGSCGAUGAUGGCGACAACUUUGUCUGUMGAGAUAAUUUAGAACGUGACGAACCUGUCAAUCAAUGCGAAGUGUUUGCAGAACAAGGACGGGAUAGUAUGAGAGUUGCAACCUAUCGUGACAUUUUGCGUACGUACAACCAAAUAAUAACAAUGGUCGAUAUUCAUGGUCAAGUGGUUCUAUCUUCCCUAAAAUACUUCUACGAUUGUUCUGUGGUUUGUUCUAAUCUCACUUCGGCUUGCUCCACAUGCUCAUAUCUAUUGUAAAACAGUUGCCGAAUCCCAAGGAACGGUUACCGGUAUUGACCUUUCGUCGUAUAGCAGCAAUCGCCGCGGCAAAAUGGUACUGGGACACACCUUUGUGCAGCCUAAUCACAUCUGGUUCUCGGUUUUCUUUUUUUUGUUGUCAAUGGGAUUCUUYGGAUAUGCUUUGGUUCAACUCUUCGAAAAGGAUCGUUCGAAGCACCGAUCGAAUAGCAAAAAUAUGAAUGAGCCAUUGGUAGGAAUGGAAAUCACCAGCAAAAAGAACAAAAAAGAAAAUAUUGGAGCUGGAAGAGAACAAAAGUCAGCAGAAAAGGCCCAGAGGAAAGCAAAACUUGGGAAACAAGAUCAGGAGCAAAAAAAGAAAUUACCGAAAAAGUCCAUUCUGAAGAAGCCAAAGAAGCUUGACGAAGAGGAUGAUGAUAGUCAUUCCUAUAGGCACUUUGGUGACGAUAGUAGCUUUGGUACUAAACAAUGAACACUUAAAUGCGUUAAAUGCGAGGUAACUAGAUGGCACAUAUUUUGAAUGACAUUCUAAUAUACUAGAGCAACAGCAACUAAUUUGAUAAUUCUGUCACARUGGGAAAUGGAAUUCAAUGAAUACAAUAUAAAUGA